Molecule: messenger RNA, 1874 nt
Organism: Pseudo-nitzschia multistriata
Lineage: Eukaryota; Bacillariophyta; Bacillariophyceae; Bacillariales; Bacillariaceae
Source: the annotation of a GenBank genome assembly
CACACUAAUAUCUGAAACAUCACGCGGUGGCGGCAAUCCUAUCAGUUUCACACAUUGGAUUUUACCUUUCAACACUCCAUCAUGAUUUCCAGUGAAGGUGGUCACUCUGACAACACGAGCAGCCAUAGCGCGAAUAUGAAAUCACCGGAAGAGCCACCGAUCAUUCCAUCAACGCUUUUCGAUCUUGAAGCUCUAGAGCGCGACGGACAAGAGCUAGAAUAUCACCGCGAGAUUUCCCUAGUUACUCUCAAACGAGAUGCCUCGGCCAUUCAACCGACACCCUAUUUCGGCAUAGUCAAUGAAAACAAUCCGAUAGAUACCAGCAGCAAUGUUUGCUAUUCGACAGUAGCACUUCGCAAAGCUCUUCGUGUAGUAGAUAGCAAGGGCCCUCUUCAUCUCCAAAACGACCACGAAGCCACCUUGGCGGAAACGAAAAUUCCCAAGUCCAACAAAUCGGAUUAUGUUUCUGUCUCUACGGCUUCUACGACGUGUUCCAUAUCGGGAGAAAGUACUUAUGAAGACGAGAGCGAUACAGAACAAGAUGAAGAAGAGGUUCCUAUAACGAGUUCUCCCCCGGAUGCUCUCUUUAUAGUGCAGGGGGCAGAGUUUCCCUGUCACACAAAGAUGCUUUUGAAGGAAUCCCGACCUCUCUUGGACAUUUUGUCGAGGGAUGGAAGCUUGGAACGGAAGGUCAAGAAACGACGAACCGGAUCCCAAAAUCCAGCUCACGACCAAGACCAACGACAAGACCAAACGCAACUAGCUUGGUCAUCACCAUCUGGAAUAACUGUGGUCAGGCUGCCGAACGACAUAAAUUCCUCUUACUUUCAAGUGAUAAUGGAAUACUUGUACACGAAGGAAAUUAAGCUGGGAAUACACGACGAACAGAUCGGAGGCGAGAACGUUGAAGAUGCAUGGUUGGUGGACGGUGAAAACGUCCUGGAAGGAACCCGGCUGGUCUUUGAUUCUGACGAAGAAACCGAGUUAUCGGAGUGUUUCGAUGAUGUUUUUGUUUCGGGAGACCCUAUUUUCACGACAAGGCAAGACACGCCGCAAUCCGAAGAUUCUUUGAUGAACAAUCUUCAGGGGGUAUUUCUGCUCGCGGAGCAGUUCGGUUGUGUCUCUGCUAAACAAGCCAUCGAAGCAAAGCUUUACGAUGAAUGCUUGUUCGCGUUCACGGCAGAAGAACUUCUGAAGUGGGCCGACGAACACAACUGUGCGUUUCUCAAAGAAAAAGCUAUGGACAAACUCAUUGCUGUGUCAUUGAAGAAGAGCGAAGAUCAAAGUGGCUGCAAGCUUUCUCGCGCUUCUAGCAGUGCAGACUGGAAACGACUACAAAACGAACUUUUUCUCUACGAGAAAGAGGGCUGCCACAAGAUUCACUACAAUGAAUCACCCGACAACUUAGAAUCCAGCAACAAUGCCAAUGGUGGCAAAUUCUACUAUAAGGUUGAAUAUCUUAGACAUCGACUAUCGGACAUGGGGUUGGAUUCGGAUGGAUCUCGUCAAUCACUUGAGGAACGGUUGGAGCCCCACCUCGAUAGUCGUUCGAGAUCAUUCCUACCCACCAAGCUCACCAGGAUAUAGGACAGGAAGGCAACUGGUCAUUACAACGCGAACGCGAAGAACCUCAACAGGGAUAUAUAUACUGGGGUUGUGCCUGUCUGCAGCUUCCUCGUAGCGAUAAUCGAACCAAUAAACGCUGUUACUACCUUUUAUUUUUUUACUUAUUUUACUUUCUUCCGAUACGAAAGCCUGUAAUCCUACAGUACAAGUGCUAUCACAUACUCUAUAAUAUCACUAGUCACUAUGUAUUAAUACUUGUACCUGUUUGAAGGACGUGGUGAACGGUUUAAUCAAGUUGUCUGGGUUAA